Gamsiella multidivaricata is the source of this 3201-nucleotide messenger RNA. RefSeq lists its product as uncharacterized. Bases 64 to 3159 code for a protein of 1031 amino acids. The record is from RefSeq and is a predicted model, not a curated record. The transcript is spliced from 12 exons. Lineage: Eukaryota; Fungi; Mortierellomycota; Mortierellomycetes; Mortierellales; Mortierellaceae.
CUGUUACACCUCUCAACGGUCUUGCACUUCUAUCUUAUUCGCUUUUUUCAUUGCAGCAACAUCAUGGCAAAAGAGGACACCCUCAUCACAGCCAAGGUUUUUUUGGAGGAUGCCGUGUAUCUGAAGGACCAGCCAGAACGGCUUGGCUUGGUCGUUAAAACAUGGCACGAUUUCGAUUCAGGGGAGAGCGACACCGAGGACGAAGAUUCUCUGGAACUUCAAAAAGUCACUGUCCAUUGGGCUGAUGGUGCUGCUCCACAGACAGUUCACGAGGACGACCUUGUCGUUGCAGACCGCUCUUUCAGCCAUGGUGACGUUGUCAAGCGUUCUCCGAACGACAUCAUGUCCGGAACUGUUAUCGGCGUCAAGGUCGAGCUGGACCUGGAAAAAGUCUGCCCGCCCAUGACUCGAUUUUCUGGCAUCGAUGCCACGCACGUUGACUUUGUUCAGCAAUUCGUGGUCCACAAUCAUAUCAUCUACGAUGGUUGGCUUGGAGUGAUUGAGGAGGUAAAGGACGAAGUGACAGUGCUAUUCAGUGACAACAGUGUAUGUGUAAUCAAGGACUCGGAUGACUUGGACCUUUGGGACCAGAUCCACGACCAGUCCUGCUUCUUUCCGGAUAGACUUGCCCCAGGCCAUGCUGUUUGCGGGCCAUCGCGUGUGUUCAAGAACGCGGAAUUCCUGAUUGGGACCUAUGCUUCCCAGAAGCAUGGAUACGUGCUGAGGACGGAAAUCGUCUCCAUCACUGUGGACUGGCUCUCAUUCAACCCAUUGGCACUGGAUCAAACACCUGGCGUCGCUCCGCCGCCGAGAGUCCUCGAUGACUUUGAAAAUGUUAUCGUCUACAAAAGUGUGGAACAGCACUGCACAUAUGAAUUACAGGACCGUGUCAAGAUUACGGAUCCCGAGACUUUACGAGCGCUGGGACUGAAGGAGUACUGCCCGUAUUUGAGUAGCAAACCAAGACGGUUGCAAUGCCCCGAUAAGACACACAACCACGCGGCCAAAUUUGCUACAGAAGAAAUGAAAGUUGUUGGGACAAAGACUCGUGUUAUCGUGCAGUGGCAGGACCUCUCGAUUACAGAAGACGAGCCCUCGACAUCCCUGAUUCCGUACUUAAAUAUUGAUGAUCAAGACGUCUGGCCAUCGGAUUAUGUCCUAUUGAAAACCGGAGAAGUCAUGGUGGAUCAACCGGGAGGCGUCAACUUUGACAGGAAAAAAUCAGAUAUGCUUGGCAUCAUUCAGUCUGUUAAUGCCAAGGAACGCACAGCUCUAAUCAAGUGGUUCAGCGAAGAGCGCGAUCAAGGGCUUGAGCAGGAAGCAGAGGAGUUUUCGUUGUAUGAAAUCAUGUCGCAUCCAGACCUCAAAUUUACGAUGGGCAAUAUGGUCGUUGUGAGUCGAGAGCGUGAACAGUCGCCAUCCUCCGAUAUCGCGCCCAGAGCACCAAGCGUUGAUGACAUUUUAUUGCUGGUCGGUCGAGGAAACGAGAUAUUCAACGAGCUGGUGCAGGAGCGGAGUCGUCGAAGGAUGUUAUCUUCUACCGAGGCUAAUGAUCCGAGGGCAAUCGAGAGACGUGGGAGCGUCCUUCUGGAUCGUUAUGGAGUUGAAGGAGUCGAAGCAUUGGACCGAUACCUUUCGGAGACCAAUAAAAUGGCGGCGAAGACGGUCUACUGGUUAGUGGACCGAGGUAAUCCUCUGAAGCCGCCCGUUCCCAGUGACAUUCUGUCCAGCUUGCCAGAGCAUGAGAAGGAUCUUGAGACCAUUCGCCCACGGCUGAAUUGGGUCGGACAAAUCUGGAAGGUGUAUCAGGAUCGCCCCGCAGCACUCAUUCGCUUCAUGGAUGGGACGUCGGAGGAAAUUCCUGUCGGAAGGAUUAUGGUCGUAGACGACGAGGAUGAUGAUGACGAAGAUGAGGAGGAGGAUGCGGAUGACGAAGAGUUUGAAGAAUACGACUUUGACCACGACAGUACUGAGGAAGUCUCCUCCGACGACAGCUGGGAAACGGAUUCCGAGGCAGAGAAUGAAUCAGUGGAAGAUACCGAAGAUCAGAAAGCGCCCAAAGAAACCGAAGACAAGGAAGAUUUGGCCCAUGCUAAAGUGGGGGCAUCGCCGGAAACUAUCGAGCCUGUGGAUCCAAAGACGACAGUCGGGGAUCAGGAGUCAAUUUCAGAACCUGAAAUCCAGGAUCCUUUGCCUGAACCCGAAGAUAUCGCAUCGAUUGGCCAGAAUUCUCCAGCAAAUUUGGCACGCUCAGCGCAGGAGCACCGUGACUGGAAGAGUUUUGCGGUUUUAGAUGCGACACCUGCCGAUCAUCACUUCUUAAACCAUCGCCAUGAUAUUCAACAGAGCGAUAGGGCAUGGAUCAAGCGCAUCGCCAAGGAGCAUGCCAUUCUCUCAUCAUCCCUCCCAGACGGAAUCCGUGUUAGAGCGUUCGAGGACCGGAUGGACUUACUGCGGGUCUUGAUUCAGGGGCCCGAUCAUACCCCUUAUCGCAACGCAUUGUUCCUGUUUGACUUCAAGUUGACCAGCCAUUUCCCGAGUCAGCCUCCGGUUGCCUUCUUCCAUUCUUGGACAGGAGGCAUCGGAAGAAUCAAUCCAAAUUUGUAUGAAGAUGGCAAUGUGUGCCUGAGUCUUUUGAACACAUGGCAUGGUAAGGAUCAGACAGAGACAUGGACUCCCAGUUCCAGCAUUCUACAGCUGCUGAUCUCCUUACAAGGCCUUGUGCUUGUUCCUAACCCAUACUAUAACGAAGCUGGGUUCGAAAAAUUUGUUGGGACGCAAGAAGCUGCUCGGAACUCGGAGCUCUACAACGAAAAGGUCUAUCUCUUGUCUUUGAAGACCAUCCAAACCAUUUUGAACAACCCUCCAUCACCCUUCCAGAAGGAGGUCCGACACUUUUAUUUCGACGAACAGAAACUGGAGCACACAGUGAUUGAAGGACUGGAACUAAUUGCUCGGUCGGAAGCGGCUGCUGAAACCGAGAAUAUGGACAGUAAUAAGAAUCAGAACAAUACUAGCAAUAGCAUUAUUAAUACUACGCCGGACAAUGACCCGACUUUUGAAGCAGAGCCAGGUCUUGUGAUCAAAAGGAUUAGCAAAGGAGCUCUCAAGAUGCUCAAGAAGCACAUCGACACUCUCAGUCUUUCUCUCGAGGAGUAAUAAAGUAUUAGCUACACGUGACACCAACGUCUAUAAAUACUG